GCGCUGGCUACUCAUGGCGUUGUCAGGCCAAGUGAUGGCAGUUUUGAUGGCCUCCGCAUUUCAAGUUUCUUCCGCCGAUUAUUGCUACGGAGAAGAUUACUGCAAUCCUUACGAAUGGAGCAAAACUUAUUUUUCCUGUACACCUGAUUAUACCAAGCACCACUCUCCCAUCGACAUCAGUGCCAGGGUGAUGAAGAACGACAGCCUUCCGCCGCUCAUCUUCACAGGCUUCCAUGUCGUUCAGAGCUCUUGGCUUGUAGCUAAUACCCGGGACACAGUUGUUGUUGAGGUUCAGAAAGGUAUGAAAGUGUCAGGAGGUGGGUUAAGAAAUGAGUAUCAGAUUGUGGAGAUGAGGUUCCACUGGGGUUCCAGAACCACCAACGGAUCGGAGCACACGUUCAACAAACGCAGGUUCCCUAUGGAGAUGCAGCUAGUGGGUUUGGCUCCUGGAUUUCAGGACGUGUUCUCAGCUUCCAAGGAGCAGUCCGGCUUGGCCAAGCUGGGAGUUUUCAUUGAUAUUGGUGAUGAGAAUGUGCCUUUUAAAGCCAUAUCCGACGCUAUACCUAGCCUGAGCUUUCCAGGGCAAUCGGUGAACGUGACCCCACCAGCACUGCUGGAUCUGAUGCCUAACUACACCAAUAGGUUCUAUUGCUACAGUGGAAGUCAAACUGCACCACCCUGCUUCCCGACAGUGCAGUGGAUUGUGUUUGAGAAACCUAUCUUCAUCUCCCAAAAGCAGUACUUGGUGUUUGCUACUGGUGUGUAUUACUCUGACGAAGACGACCCGAAGCGCAAGCUGUUAGUGGAGAACUAUCGUCACGUUCAGUCCAGUGCCAUGCGGAGUGUCUUUGCCUCUCCUGACGCCGCUGUGCUCAAAUCCCAAGGAGCGUCUCCAGUCGGGGUCUUCGGCACCAUCCUCAUCCUCCUCCUUCCCUGCAUGCUGAGGAUGGCAUAAAGGCAAAAAUGUUUCCCUAGCAUAUACUGCUGGCUAUGUUUGUGUUUUGUUCGAUAGCUUUAUGAAGAGUUCAGUUUGUUUGACAGAUUCAGUUUAUCCAAAUCAGUUUUGCGUUUUCAGUUUUCUUUCUUUUGAUUCAAUUGUUUUAGCAUGUCACGUUGCUUAAAUUGUAUAGAAAUGUU
Messenger RNA from Electrophorus electricus (electric eel), 1137 nucleotides. The record is from RefSeq and is a predicted model, not a curated record. Lineage: Eukaryota; Metazoa; Chordata; Actinopteri; Gymnotiformes; Gymnotidae.